Molecule: messenger RNA, 1428 nt
Organism: Salarias fasciatus (jewelled blenny)
Lineage: Eukaryota; Metazoa; Chordata; Actinopteri; Blenniiformes; Blenniidae
Gene: psmc6
Product: proteasome 26S subunit, ATPase 6
Exons: 14
Coding region: 19-1188 (389 amino acids)
Molecular function (GO): ATP hydrolysis activity; ATP binding
Source: RefSeq, a predicted model, not a curated record
GGCAUUCACUGCGGCAACAUGGCAGAUACAAGAGAAAAAGCGCUACAGGACUACAGGAAGAAAUUAUUGGAACAUAAAGAAGUGGACGGGCGAUUAAAAGAAUUGAGAGAGCAACUGAGAGAACAGACCAAACAGUACGAGAAGUCAGAGAACGACCUGAAGGCUCUGCAGAGCGUCGGACAGAUUGUUGGAGAGGUGCUGAAACAGCUCACUGAGGAAAAAUUCAUUGUUAAGGCCACGAACGGCCCUCGAUAUGUGGUUGGCUGUCGCAGGCAGCUGGACAAAUCCCAGCUGAAGCCCGGCACCAGGGUGGCUCUGGACAUGACCACUCUCACCAUUAUGAGGUACCUUCCCAGAGAGGUGGAUCCUCUGGUGUACAACAUGUCUCACGAGGACCCCGGCAGCGUUUCCUACUCUGAGAUCGGAGGCUUGUCUGAACAGAUCCGCGAGCUGCGAGAGGUGAUCGAGCUGCCUCUGACCAACCCCGAGCUGUUUCAGAGGGUGGGGAUCAUUCCUCCUAAAGGCUGCCUGCUCUACGGACCGCCAGGAACCGGAAAGACUCUGCUGGCCAGAGCGGUGGCCAGCCAGCUGGACUGCAACUUUCUGAAGGUGGUGUCCAGCUCCAUCGUGGACAAGUACAUCGGUGAAAGUGCCAGGCUGAUCCGGGAGAUGUUCAAUUACGCCCGAGACCACCAGCCCUGCAUCAUCUUCAUGGACGAGAUCGACGCCAUCGGGGGCCGUCGAUUCUCCGAGGGAACCUCAGCUGACAGAGAGAUCCAGAGGACUCUGAUGGAGUUGCUCAACCAGAUGGACGGUUUCGACACGUUGCACCGGGUCAAGAUGAUCAUGGCCACCAACCGGCCGGACACCCUGGACCCCGCCCUGCUGCGUCCCGGAAGACUGGACCGCAAAAUCCACAUCGAGCUGCCUAACGAGCAGGCUCGCCUGGACAUCCUGAAGAUCCACUCCAGUCCCAUCACCAAGCACGGCGAGAUCGACUUCGAAGCCAUCGUGAAGCUGUCGGACGGCUUCAACGGCGCCGACCUGAGGAACGUGUGCACAGAAGCAGGACUGUUCGCCAUCCGCUCGGACCGGGAGUACGUCACUCAGGAAGACUUCAUGAAGGCCGUGCGAAAGGUGGCCGACUCCAAGAAGCUGGAGUCCAAGCUGGACUACAAGCCCGUGUAGAGCGUCCGGGGUCAGAGGUCACCGUGUUCUCUGCCUCAGAGCCACCUUGUGUUUGUGGGGAGUAUAUUAAGUGACGGGGUCCAGUCGGUUUGUUUUAUCAUCACAAUCCUUGUAGUAAUAAAUUCUUGGUGUACUGAACGGAAAGCUCGCAGUCAGGCUGUCAUUUCGCUGCACGGCGUUUUCUAAGGUCAUGAUUCAGUCUUCAGUCAGUUCAGGAAAUAAACCAACGUUCUGCUUCUG